This is a messenger RNA of Arctia plantaginis, 672 nucleotides long. NCBI's taxonomy places the organism in Eukaryota, Metazoa, Arthropoda, Insecta, Lepidoptera, Erebidae. The record is from the annotation of a GenBank genome assembly.
AUGUUUCAUUUCCCUAACACUUAUAAUGAAGAACCAUAUUCAUUAAAAUUAUUGCGUGCUAUACAGUAUGCCAACACGGAGAAUUCCCAAACAGAGUCCCUGAUUCAAGUCGUAGAUUAUGAAGAGCAAACACAAUGUGAACCUGGUGACAAUACAGAAGCCCCUACAUCACAUGAAGACAGGGAUAGUACGAUUCUGGCACUAACACUAACUGAAAAUGAUAACAAUAUGCCGCAACGUCCACCACCACGACCCACGCCAUACAAAAAGUAUUCUGAUUUAUUCAGAUUGGAUAACGUCGCAAAUGUUAACGAAACUUCUUGGACUAGCUCAAUAGAGAACUUAACAUUUUUACACAAAGAAACAGAAGAGUUGAAUAAAAGUGAUAUCAAACUGCUCAAUAUUCUUUUUUCGUGUGGUGUUACUAAUUUUUCUUUUAUGCAAAGCAAAUUGUGGGGAGCAGAACUACGUCAAAAAUUUGAUGCACUAAAAAUGUAUAUUAAUAUUCAUGAUGUGUUCGAUUCCCAUAAUAUGAUAAACGAGUCUAUGUUUGAAGGCACUUCUGUAAAUUUGUAUGAAAAGUAUUGUAAACCGAUUCUGAAUCAAAAAUUCGUUGUUAUAACUCUCCUUAAUCUUGGAAAAUCGUUAGGCAAUAUACUGUUUAAUAUUUAA